AUGAAUACAUUAAAAUUAAUUUUAAUUAUUUAUUUUAUUAUAUUUUCUAUUUUCUCAAUUAUUUUAGCAGAUAGACGCGCAAUGUUCGAAGAUGAUGGAAAGUUUUUGCCCCACGUUCGUUUAUCAAAAGAUUUAGUUGAGAAAUAUGAUAAUAGAGUUCGUCCUGUAUUAAAUCAUUCAAGACCAACAUUUGUUAAUUUUACUAUGAGUCUUUAUCAAAUUUUGGCUAUAAAUGAGAAAGUGCAAAGUGUUGAUUUAAAUCUUUGGGUAAUUCAAAAAUGGCAUGAUGAGUUCCUUGGAUGGGAUCCAAAUAAAUAUGGGGGAAUAAAUGACACAAUAUUGCCUCAUGAAAAGAUUUGGUUACCAGAUACUUAUUUAUAUAAUUCUAUGGUUAUGAAUAGAGAAGAAACUGAACGUUAUAUUAAUGUUGUUGUUAGUACUGAACAUUGGCGAAGUAAACGAGGAGCACAAGUUAUUUUUAUGUAUCCAGCAUUAUAUAGAGUUAGUUGUCGUAUUAAUAUAUUAUAUUUUCCAUAUGAUCAACAAAAUUGUACUUUAAUUAUUAGUUCUUGGACUUCAGAUAUUAGCUCAAUUGAUUAUCAACCAGAUGCUAAUUCUGUUAAUUUACAUAGUUUUAUUAGAAACGAAGAAUGGGAAGUUGUUUCUUUUGAAAUUCAGAGAGUUGUGCAAAAAUUUGUUUGUUGUCCAGAACCUUGGGUUCUUUUACAUGCAUCUCUCGUUGUUAGGCGUAAACCUCUUUAUUAUAUUGUAAAUUUAGUUUUGCCAACUUCAGUAAUUACUUUAGUUGCCGUUACUGGAUUUUUCACUCCAGCUUCUACAAGCAAUGAAAGACGAGAAAAACUUAGUCUUGGAAUUGAUUCUUUAUUGGCUAUGAGUAUUCUUAUGAUGAUGGUUAGUGAACAAAUGCCCACAACAUCUGAUUAUCUUCCUUUAUUUGGUAUUUUCUACCUUUCAAUUAUUUUAAUUAUUUUUGCUGGCACAUUAAUAACUGCUUUAGUUUUAAAUGUUCAUCUUCAAAAAAUUUAUAAUAGGCCAAUAUCUCCAUUAAUUUCUUUUAUUUUCUUUCAUAAAUUGGCUCCGUGGAUGGGUGUUAGGCCCUCCACUGUUCUUUUAGAACUUUGGCAAGAAACUGGUGUAUAUAUUCGAGGACUAAGUGAUAAAUUAUCAACAAGAAAGGAACGUAGACGAACAGCUUUUGGGAGUAAAAGUUUAAGAAGCAAAUCUAUUCGAAGUACAAAAGAUGGAAUUAUGUUGAAAAGAUUUUCAACUGGAGGAAAAUUUGGAAAUAAUUCUUUGAAUAAAGAAGAAAGUAAAGGUUUUGAAUUAAAAACUCGUCAAUGGCGCCAUUCUCCCUCAAUAUUUUAUGACGGAAAAGGUGAUCAACAACAAUUCUUUUCUUUAGAUAUUAAUCACAAUAAUGGAUUAACAAUUGAAAAGUCAAUUAAAGCAAGACAAAAUUGGAGAAGAAUUGCCCAAAUGGCAUAUGCUAAACAUAAAGAAUUAAUUGAACGUGGAGGAGAACAAAAUAUUUUACUUUUAGAUGAAAUUCCUUAUGCAGAUAUUUCCCCAGGACGAAAUUCUUUUAUUUUACCUUCCCAACAACAACAAUCACAAUUAGAUUAUCUUCAAUUACCUUUAAAUAAUAAUAAUUUAAAUAAAAAAUUAAUUACUAUUUCCUCUCCCCCAAAUAAAUGCCCCCCACCAAUUCCAAAACAAAAUAAAAAAGAAAAUUUAAAUAUUUACCCAACAACUUCUUCAAAUAAUUCUUUACCCAAUUCUUUUCAAUUAUUAUUAAUUCCCCCAAAAAUUGGGGGUGGGGGAGGAGGAAAUGAAACAACAAAAAUUAAUGCUGCAGCAGUUUUAGAUUUAAAACUUCGUAGACGUUUUGCACAUGAAUGGGAAUUUUUGGCAACAGUUUUGGAUAGAGUUUUACUUAUUAUAUUUUCUGGGCUUGUAAUAUUUGUGACUGGUGCUAUGAUUCUUUGCGGCGAAGUUAUUCUUAGGUCUUAUCCGAACAGUCCAGAAUAGAUUUUUUAAAAUAAAAAGAAUCAAUAAAAUAUUUACAUAAAUAUACAUAUGUACAUAUUU
Molecule: messenger RNA, 2109 nt
Organism: Meloidogyne enterolobii
Lineage: Eukaryota; Metazoa; Nematoda; Chromadorea; Rhabditida; Meloidogynidae
Source: the annotation of a GenBank genome assembly